Cetraspora pellucida is the source of this 215-nucleotide messenger RNA. The record is from the annotation of a GenBank genome assembly. NCBI's taxonomy places the organism in Eukaryota, Fungi, Glomeromycota, Glomeromycetes, Diversisporales, Gigasporaceae.
AAAAACCAAAAGGAAAAUUAGUUCAAAAACCAGCAACAUCAGAACUAUCCUUUAGUGAAAACAACCUAUAUGUUGAAACAACAAAAGAAAGUACACAAAUAACUGAAAAACAAGAUGAACACAUGUUAGCAUCAAGCUACUCUUCAGAUGCAGAAGAAGAAAUCUUGUUGGACCCAGAAACUGAACCUCCAAACAAUGCUUCUAGUAACAACAAA